Aplysia californica (California sea hare) is the source of this 9348-nucleotide messenger RNA. RefSeq names its product calcium-dependent secretion activator 1. The transcript is spliced from 31 exons. Bases 139 to 4005 code for a protein of 1288 amino acids. The record is from RefSeq and is a predicted model, not a curated record. Gene Ontology annotation, biological process: dense core granule exocytosis; synaptic vesicle exocytosis. Lineage: Eukaryota; Metazoa; Mollusca; Gastropoda; Aplysiida; Aplysiidae.
GGUUCAGCACGCAUGCGCGACAAUCUGAUAAUGUCACAUAUCAAUGCUCGUAGCUCUGCCGAAAUAAUAAUAAACACGUCUUCAUGUUUUUCUGUGCAACAACACCUUAGCCAGUGGUGGCUGUGCUGAUUUGCGAAUAUGUUAGACCCGUCUUCCAGCGAGGAAGAAUCUGAGAAUGGUACUAUUGAAGAUGGGGACGAAAAUAACUCAGAUGUACUCAGCCUUCCUAGUGCAGAGCAAAGGAGCUUGUCUGCUAGCGGAGAUAACUUGAGUGUUGUUGGUGGUCACUCACGUUCAAACAGCAUAAGACCAUCAAGUCCUAGUCCAUCCUUAGUGAGUGACAGGGACAAGAUAGAUGACUUCGACAAAACUGAGAGAGAGGAGGAAGAAAGACGCCGCAGGCUGCAGCUGUACGUCUUUGUUAUGAGGUGCAUUGCAUACCCAUUCAAUGCAAAACAACCAACUGAUUUAGCUAGAAGGCAAACCAAAGUUACUAAAGCUCAAUUGCAAACAAUAAAGGAACGUUUCCAUGCUUUUUUGAAUGGGGAAACCCACAUAGUGGCUGAUGAAGCAUUUACAAAUGCUGUUCAGAGUUAUUACGAAGUGUUUCUAAAAAGUGACAGAGUUGCGAACAUGGUUAGAAGUGGGGGUUGUUCUGCAAAUGACUUCCGUGAAGUUUUUAAAAAUAACAUUGAAAAACGAGUGCGGAGUUUACCAGAAAUCGAUGGUCUCAGCAAAGAUACUGUAGUGAGUUCUUGGAUGGCUAAAUUUGAUGCAAUUUAUCGUGGGGAUGAAGACCCAAGGAAACAGCCUCAGAGGAUUUCAACUGCUGCGUCAGAACUCAUUCUCAGCAAAGAGCAGUUGUAUGAAAUGUUUCAAAAUAUUCUCAACGUGAAGAAGUAUGAACACCAAAUUCUGUAUAAUGCCUGCCAGCUGGACAAUGCAGAUGAACAAGCAGCCCAAGUACGGAGAGAGUUGGAUGGGCGCCUUCAUAAUGUCGAAAUGAUGGCAAGAACCCGAAGGCACCCAAAGUUUGUAGUGAAAGAAAUGGAGAGCAUGUAUUUAGAGGAAUUAAAGUCUUCCAUCAAUAAACUCAAGUCUAACCUGGAAAGUUUGCCUGUGUCCAAAGGCGGAGCUGAUUCUAAGUACUCUUUGCAAAAACUCAAGCGUUACAACAGGCCUGCAGCCCAAACCUCUCCUACAAGGGGAAGCUUUAGAACUCAGCAUUCUUCACUCUCCAAGCUGGACAUCAAUGAAGACAACGACCCUGGACUUUCCAAGAUGGAUGUUGUUCUGACUUUCACCUUAGAGGUCCACGUGAUUGAAGUGAAAGGCCUUAAGUCUUUGGCUCCAAACAAAAUUGUCUACUGCACAAUGGAAGUGGAAGGGGGAGAGAAGCUGCAGACUGACCAAGCAGAGGCAUCAAAACCAGCCUGGGACACACAAGGAGACUUCACUACAACACAUCCUCUUCCUGUCGUGAAAGUGAAGCUGUACACUGAGAGUUCUGGAAUGCUCAGUCUAGAAGACAAGGAAUUGGGAAAGGUGGUGAUAAGACCCACAGCAAACAGUUCAAGAACUCCUGAAUGGCACCAUAUGCACAAAGCAAAGAACUUCCCAGACGAUCUGCGCAUCAAGAUCGCAGUCAGAAUGGAUAAGCCUCAGAAUAUGAAACACUGCGGAUACCUUUAUGCAUUGGGGAAAACUGUAUGGAAAAAGUGGAAGAAAAGAUACUUUGUCUUGGUACAGGUGUCUCAGUACACAUUUGCAAUGUGCUCCUAUAGAGAGAAGAAACCAGAUCCCACUGAGAUGAUGCAGCUGGAGGGCUUUACUGUGGACUACUGUGAACCACUGCAAGAUUUGGAUGGAGGCAAGAAUUUCUUCAACCUCGUGAAAGAAGGCGACAGUCUGAACUUUGCGACUGAGGAUGAGUCUGAGCGCACACUGUGGGUGCAGGCUGUUUACCGUGCCACAGGUCAGACUCACAAGCCUGUGCCACCGGUGGUUCAAACCAACAAGAUUUCCAACACACAGAUCUCUCGCAUGCAAGGAGAUGCUGAUCGUGCCAGAAAACAUGGUCUGGAUGAAUUUGUCAUAGCCAACCCUUGCAACUUUGAACAUCAUGAGUUGUUCAGCAUUUUGCAAACCCUGACUCUGGACUACAGACUAGGAGACGCAUACACCUGUCUAGGUUGGUUCAGCCCGGGCCAGGUGUUUGUGUUGGAUGAGUACUGUGCCCGCUACGGUGUGCGAGGGUGUCACCGGAACUUGUGUUACCUCAACGACCUGCUGGAGAGGGCGGAGAAGGGCAUCCUCAUCGACCCGACACUCAUACACUAUAGCUUUGCCUUUUGUGCCUCACACGUCCACGGAUCCAGGCCAGAUGGUAUUGGCACAGUGUUGCAGGCAGAGAGAACAACCUUUGAUGAGAUAAAGGAGAGAUUGAGGGUUUUGUUGGAAAAGCAAAUCACACAUUUCAGAUACUGUUUUCCAUUUGGACGACCUGAAGGAGCACUGAAAGCCACACUGUCUCUUCUGGAGAGGGUGCUGAUGAAAGAUAUCGCAACGCCUGUUCCAUCAGAAGAAGUACGACAAGUUAUUAAGAAAUGCCUUGAGAAUGCUGCCCUGGUCAACUACACACGCAUAUCUGAAUAUGCAAAAAUUGAAGGCCGUAAAAAAGGAGCUGGCGAAGUCCUAGGUGAGGAUAUCCCACCCAAAAAAAAGCUGGAUGACAUCAUGCAUCUGGCCGAGUUGUGCAUUGAAGUACUGCAACAGAACGAGGAACACCAUGCCGAGUUUGUAUGGCAGUCUACCAAUCUACAAAAAGUGAAAGCCUUUGCUUGGUUCAGUGACCUCCUGGUGGAGCAUGCCGAGAUCUUCUGGUCUCUCUUCGGCGUGGACAUGAACUCUGUGCUGGAUGCUCAGCCUCCGGACACCUGGGACAGUUUCCCCUUGUUUCAACUUCUCAAUGACUAUCUGAGGACUGAUGAGAAUCUCUGCAAUGGAAGCUUCCACCAACAGCUGCGGGACGUGUUUGCCCCUCAAGUUGUGCGCUACGUGGACCUUAUGGAGUCCUCCAUCGCUCAAUCCAUUCACAAAGGUUUUGAACGGGAGAAGUGGGAACCCCAAGGCAAUGGUUGCUCCACCUCUGAGGAUAUGCUUUGGAAGCUGGAUGCUCUUCAGUCUUUCAUUCGAGAUCUGCACUGGCCAGAGGAGGUGUUUGCGGAACAUCUGGACCACAGACUGAAGCUCAUGGCAGCCGAUAUGAUCGAGGCAGCAGCAAAACGAACGCUGAAAUGUUUUGAAGUGUGGCUUCGCAAAGGAGGAAAGAGCACAGACUAUCUGGUAUUCACAGAAAUUUGCACAAUGAUGAAUGUGAUCAUCGACUGCAAAAACAAAGCUCUGCAUUUGUGUGCUCUGGACCAUGGACAAAAUAUGCAUCAGUACCACACCAAGAUUGAUGAGUCCCUAGAAAGAGCCCAAAUUGAAAUGGCCCGGUGUCUUAUUGAUAAACUGCUGUCAGUAUUAGAAAGCAUCUUGAGCAAGCUAGCUCGAUAUGACGAAGGCACAUUUUUUGCAUCCCUGCUGUCCUUAACAAAACCAGUGAACGAGCUGGGCAAGGCUUAUGUGGACUUCAUGAGAGGGAACCUGGACCAGAUGAGGAACAAGAUCAACGACGAGCUGUACACGCUCUCUCUGUUUGAGCAAUGGUACACCGGUCAAAUGAAAAUGAUUUGUGACUGGCUGACAGACAGGCUGGAUCUCUCUUUACAUCCUUACCAGCUGACCUGUCUGAUGACCAUCAACAGGAAAUGUUUUUCUGACUUUGAACUGCAAGGUGUUCCUGACAAUACCCUGAACAGCAAGACCUACCAAACCAUAUGCAGUAGACUGCAGGUUGAAGAAGCAACCCAGUCUGUAACCCAGUCCGAGGGCAGCGGGAGGACAUUUCUCAGCAAGCCGGCAAGCUCAUCCACGGCCGCCAGUGGUGACGAGUCCGACUAACCACCAGAACAGCUGUAUUGCAAUGUUUUGUCUUUUUCUGUUGGCAGAAAGAAGCUGCCUAGAUGAAAACGGGGUUGGAGCGUGGUUUGUUCCUUUGUUGUUUUGGUUUGGGGUUGGGUUUUGUUUGGGGGGUUUUUUUUGGGGGGGGGAGGGGGGUUGGUACUUUUAAAAAUUCCCAGCAAACCAUAAAAUCUCUGUCAUUUCUGGGGGUGAAUUGAUUGAUGACUUUUGUUUGAUCAAAACCUUAUUUCCUGCUUGGGAUUUGGUAAUUUGUGUUGAUGGUCUAUGAUCCUAGCUGUAGUUUUCAUCACAAACAAGCUUCUUUUCAAAAUGAGUAUUAAUGGUGUUCAGGGGAUAUGUCCUUUAAGAAAGUUGUCAAGUCAUUUGUAACUUCUCUUUUUUUUUUACUCCUUCUGCUUCUUAAUGUUAGGCUAGGAAGUUUAUAGCAAAGUUUGACAGAUGUUUUCUUAGGAGAUGACAAGUAGUCAUGUAAUCUUCCUUUUAAUGAAGGCCUGGUUUCGUAUUGUGAAGUGGAAUUUUUGCUGAUGCCCCCCCCCCAGUACCCCCAACAUUAGUAUUACAUAGAGUGUCAGUGAUGGACUUUUGUAUUAUUGUCAAAAUGACAUUCCACAGAGGGCCCAAUUUUUUGAAAGCAUGCACUGGUUUAAUAUUUCAGAUCUAUUUUCAAUUUAAUUUCUUUUGUCUGGGGACGAAAUCAGUGCUCAGAAGAUAGGGGUGAAAAGAAUUAUUGAGCCAUUUACCAGUGAUAUGGAAUGGCGUCAUGGACUGUUGCGUGUGUUAAAAGAUUUUAGUAAUCUGUACUAAGAUUGUCAGUUACAAAGUUACAAAGCUAUUUUGAUUUAUUUCAGUGUCUUUUAUCACAUUGUGCAAGGAAGGUUACGGGAGAUUUUGGAUUUUAUCAUCAGCUUGUGAUAAGGGUUAGCCAAUAGUAUUAUUUGGUUGUGUUGCAUCUUUUUUACCCUUAGGCAAGCCCCUUCGCUUAACUUUUUAUUGUUUGUUAUACUGUAACAUAUGGUCUGUGAUGUAGAAUCUUGCAUAGAUUUGGAGAUAGUGGUGGUUUGUGUUGAAGAAAUGAACACCCAAGAGGUCAUAGAUAUGUAGUAUAGAGGAGUCUGCGAACAUUACGCAAGAUGCUUUAUCAGGUGCAUGUGAGGGCUUCUAUCUACAACUUGCAUGGCAAAAUUAGUUUCACAUAAUAAUAUUAUUAUUAUAGGUAUUUUUUUGUGAUAUUUGCUGCUACUGUUAUAAUCUCACAGUGUUCAUGCACCACGAGCAAACCAUAACCAUCACAGGAUCAGAUAGUGGGCUUGCUAUUCUUUGCCGUGCUUUCUCUGGUAGCCUAGGGUAUAUAUAUAUUUUAUGUGUAUAUAUAUAUAUAUCCUCUUCCACUCAAGUAUUCACUCUGGUGUGCUGUGCUGCCGCAUCCUAAGCAAUGGAGAACUAACUAUCUCUGUGAUCUCACAACCUCUACAGGUUUUUGUCCAUGACUUUGUUCUAACCACACUGUUGAAACCUGUUAUUAUAAUUCAGUUCCGCUCCGUGGAGGAAUAGGCCAUUGACAUACUCAUUUUUGGGUUUUUUUUAUUUGAUAUGCAUGAAGUAAUAAAAUACGUGGGCGAAUGUGUGAUUAUUCGAAUUGUCUCGAGAGGGUGGAAGUGUGUUUUAUUGCUUUGCUCAGAGUCUGGGAUAUGAAUGGGGAGCUUGCGCUUUCCCUGCUGUUUGAUAAUUUUGUGUGCAAUUUCGUCCCACUUGACAAUUUGCAUAUUUGUAAAAGACAGUAGUUUAGUCUCACACCUGCAUUUACACUCCCAGCUCUGAAAAUGUGCGGUAUUUUUACUUGGUAGCAAGUAUUACUUCUUAGCUUUCCAUUAUCUUUAUAUAUCUCACUCGUUAAGAGACAUGUCAUUCUCUCAUUGAAGGAUGUGAUAAAUUUGUGAUCCAUUUCAUUGUUCUUUCUUGUCUAUAAUGAAAACGAUUUAGAAAGCCUUGAUACUUAAUUCAGACAUGUUGUCAUGUAGAGCUGUGCAGGAGUGUGUCACCAACAUUAUAUACCACCACCUACAAAUACUUGCUUUGCCUUAUUCAGCGGCACAAGGAGACUUCUAUCAUUAUGAUGACACAUUCCCUCUACACACAUUGCUGCAUGUAAUUUGGCUUCUGAUUUCUCGUUCUGAAUAUCAAUACGCUCUUUACUGUGCAUUUUUCUCUUCGUAUUUUUGCCUUGUAAGAAUGACAAGGAUAGGUGGUAAAGCCUGUCUCUGAAUGGUUCUUGGAGUCUACAGUCCACGAGACUUGUCUAACAGUGUAAGAUAAGACGUCAGAGAUUACAUGAAGUGAAAGAUCCUACUCAUGGAUGUAUACGCUUCAGGUGUGAUUGAAAGUAGUCUUAAAUGAUGGAAAUUCCUUAUUUAUUCAGACAGUUCAUGGUGAUGUGCAAUAAGACAACAAUGAAAUCCAUACUAUGUGAUGCCAGUAUUGUGAUACAUGUAAUUAUAAUAUAGACAGACCAUUUAGCUUUUCCACAUGCAUGACAAUUCCUUGUUUUCCUGAUUUACACAGUCUACAGUUUUAAACGGUUGUGAGAAUGCUUUUUUUUAAAGAAUCCCCUCCGUGGCCCCUUUACCUAAUACAAUAUGCCUACAUUCCUCUUGUUUUACGCAAUGAAUUGUUCUGCCGGAGACAUUCAUGAAGGCUAAUUGAGUUUGUGAGAUCAUUUGAGUGGGUUCACUUCACUGCCUUCCUGUUGUACAAAGGUCAGUUUUCCUGGCAUGUCUAAAAUCCCAACAUGAAUAGCAGGCUGCCACUUCUGUCUGGCAGCUUUAUUCAUAAUUGAAAGGCAAAAACUUAGCGUUUUGCACAGCGAGAUGCUCAUUUCUAAAAUGUGAAUACCCACUUAAGAAGAAAUCUUUCUUCAAGUCUUUAGAUUUGCAGUUGUGAACAUGACAUACUUUUUUUGUUGCAAAUGAAUCUCACUUUUUCACUUCUUUAUAUUGGCCUCAAUUGUGUUUAUCCUUUGACUUCUUAUAUUUAUGCAUAAGGGGGCAAGUUUGUGUUUAUAGGGCUACCUAAUUUUGUGUUCGCUACUCCCUUGUAGAUGGUGUGAACAAAGUUCACAAUUUUUUUUUCUUAUGAAAAUUGAGAGAUGAAAAUUUCCUUCCUCAUCCUAGCCAUAUGGUGUAUCCAAAAGAGUGAAUGUUGCACGGUUAUGUAUUUUGUUUUCAGUUCAAGGGAAGAACAUGUUACUGUUAUGGUCAAAGAGGUCACAUUUUUUUUUUUUUUACAAAUACAGCAAUCUCUCUCGUUUUUUUGGGUUUUUUAACCUUUUGUGAGCUAUAAAAAAAGCUUUAAUGCUUUUGACUUUUCCACUAGAAUAAAGGUAAAGUCCUCAUAUAUAUAUAUAUAUAUAUAUAUAUAUGCGGCACACUAAAUAUCUAGCCGGUCACCCUAUAAAAUUAGUGUUUGAUGGCCACCAACCUUCCAUAUAAUAUAACUAUACACAUAUUUUGUUGUUUACGUUCCACUGUGGUUUACCUGGAGAUCUGUGAGCUGCCCUAUUGUGAUGUUGCAUGCUUUGUUUCAGUGUCAGUGUAUACAUGUAUAGCUGUAAAUUGUACAGAAGUAGAGAGGAGAUUGUCACCAUAGAAGACACCUGUGUGAGUGGGGAGAAAGAAACAAGGCACUGUAAAAUCCCGAUUAAGCUUUCACGCCUUUGUGACGGACAGAGUGCAAAAGAGGGGAGGAAGGGAUGGCAUGGAAUUGAGACAUGUUAACUGCAGCGUGGUUGUGAUUGGAAAAAGCAGUUCUUGUUCGGGUUUUUCUUUAGGCUGAUGGAUUUGGUCAGGUUGCCAUUUCUUGGGUGUCUCAUAGGCCUAGAGAGGCCAUCAUUAUUAUAAGUUUCCAUCAUCUUUUUCAUAGCAACCCUUGUGUCAGGAAAUUUUUAAGUAAAAAAAAAAAAAUGUAAUAUGUAAAUUAUUGAUAAAGAAAAAAAAUCUUGUGUGGUCCAGAUUUUUCAAGUGAACCUUACUCGCAUGAAAUGCACCAACAUCAGUCUUUAAAUCAACAGGGCUUUUGUCUUGUUUGGAAGUUCAAACUGGAACCUUUUUAUAAUAUUUAUAGAGAUGAGUCUUGCAAUGCAUGAGGUGCAAAGGUCUUCAACAUUCUAAGUAUCCAUCUUUUAGAAAUGUUUGGAUGUAUUUGCCCACUACAACCUGCCAGAGUUAGUUUCUGCUGCAAUUGGAGGAACUGGGUUCAUCCCCGUACCAAAGACAUGGACAUUGUUCCACGUUGUAAGCCUUUCGAGCCCUUUCUUUUGUUCACUGGUGUCUCUGUUGUAGCUGUUAUGGGCUUUGUUGUCGCAUGCAGGACACCUGAGCGCGAACCUGAGUGGGGAGAAAAUUUAAUUUUAAUGGAGUACCGGUAUCUCCAUCUUUCUCCUGGGAUGUUGUAUCCCUCUUGACUAAGGUUGGCCCUGACAGGCAGGGUUAGAAGCCUGCCUCCUAAAUGAUCUAAAUUGUGUCAAUGGGAGCGUAAAAACACCCAUGGUACCUUUUUAUUCUCCUUUGUUCAGUGUUAUACUGCUGGUCCUCUACUAAAUAUAUAGACUGGACUUGUUAGUUUAUGUAUACAUUUUUUACGUACCAUACAUACAGAUUCCGUGUGCAAGAAAAUGAUGAGCUCAAUCAGGAUUUUACAGUACAGAAUGCCUAAUAAUUCAUUAGCUUCCUCUUCUUUCCAUAAUCUAUCACAUACAUGUGCUGAUCUCUCUACUUUGAUGAACAGCACUGUACAAAAAGUUUACAUUCCUUUUACCAACUAUACAUUUUUCUUCUUUAUUUUUUUCUUACCUUUAUGUGUAGUUUGUAUGAAGUUUUUAUUUCAAUGUAGCCUGUUUAUUAGCUUAUCUGAUUUAUUACUUCGUGUGAAGACCAAUGACAUCUGCAUGGAGCAACAGUUGUACAAAUUCUUUCAUCCUCAUAAUUUACCCGUAUUAUGCAAUUUUGAACUAUGUGCAAUAAAUUUUUUUGUGUUCCUUUUGUACUCACUUCAUUAAUAAAAUCAGCAUGAAAGUAUUAGAAAACAGACUCGGGUCAGGUGAAAACAGAUUCCCCCUUAAAAGUAGCUGAUUUGUUAACAAAGUCGUAGAAAAUUGUGUAUCUGUACCUACUGUAAUUUAGAACUAUAGAGUCAGCAAUUAUUCUGUCUCUCACAAUUAUAAACCGUUGAAGCACACUCUCUGGCCCCUCCUCCUUACGACUGUUAGGACUGUGACUCUGUUGUUUAAUACUUUGAAGUUGAGAAUAGGAAUAAAGGUGUCAAUUUAUG